GGCACUUACGGCAGUCGACACUACUAACAAGAAAGAAAAGUUACGUUGUUUGAAGUUUUGCUUUAGAAGUGUUUGGUACGCUGGAAAUUAUAGUUUCGUGCAAUUUAUUGUAUAGACUAGGACGCAGUGUAUAAUUUAAAUAGUGAUUUUGAUAAAAGAAUGCGUCGAGCUCAUCAGUCGAAUGGAUCACCAUACUCGCAGUACUCUCGAGAUGCUGUGGAAGAAGAAAAUGAAGAGAUGGUUGAAGGACUAAAGACAAAAAUUACUGCCCUAAAAUCACUUUCCAUAGAUAUUGGUCAGGAAGUAAGAAGCCAGAAUGGAUUACUGAGAGAAAUGGAUGGUGACUUUGAUUCCUUUGGUGGUAUUUUGUCUUCUGCAAUGGGAAGAUUGGGCAAGCUUUCAAAAGCUGGACACAAUAGAUAUAUUUUUUACUUGCUAUUAUUUUCUUUCUUUGUAUUUUUUGUAAUAUAUCUUAUUCUGAAAUUCAGAUAAAAAUGGAAAAUUGUAAACCACCUUGUGAAUAAACUGUUAUUGUUCAUUAUUUGUAAAAUGAAACUUUGUAAUAUAUAUUACAUUUUAGCAGUUGGUGAUGUUUAGCUAGGAUUAUUAGACAUUCCAAUUCUUAGCCUUUUCCUUUUUUUUAUCCUGUCAGAAACCAUGAAAUUAUUAAAUUGUCCCAAUUUCUCUGUACUUUUAUGCACAUUUGAAAUGUAAGUUUGUUGUUAUAUACAGGUCCUGUAAAUUUUAUUUGAAGAAUCACCUGUGAAAGACAUAUCACGUUAUCUUAGCCAACCCUGUCCUUGGGCAGUUGCAGGUAUUGAGA
Molecule: messenger RNA, 823 nt
Organism: Limulus polyphemus (Atlantic horseshoe crab)
Lineage: Eukaryota; Metazoa; Arthropoda; Merostomata; Xiphosura; Limulidae
Product: BET1 homolog
Exons: 4
Coding region: 160-492 (110 amino acids)
Biological process (GO): endoplasmic reticulum to Golgi vesicle-mediated transport; vesicle fusion with Golgi apparatus
Cellular component (GO): SNARE complex; Golgi trans cisterna
Molecular function (GO): SNAP receptor activity
Source: RefSeq, a predicted model, not a curated record